Molecule: messenger RNA, 3088 nt
Organism: Paramisgurnus dabryanus
Lineage: Eukaryota; Metazoa; Chordata; Actinopteri; Cypriniformes; Cobitidae
Gene: ppp1r3db
Product: protein phosphatase 1, regulatory subunit 3Db
Biological process (GO): regulation of glycogen biosynthetic process
Cellular component (GO): protein phosphatase type 1 complex
Molecular function (GO): glycogen binding; protein phosphatase 1 binding
Source: RefSeq, a predicted model, not a curated record
AUGAAUAAUUCAGCGAUGAUCUGAUCAGCCCGCCUGUUAGGAGAUGCAUCGGUCAAAUUUUAGACGCUACGCUCUAUCUCACAUUUGCGAUAGGCUACUCGAUGCUUGCUUUUUUUUAUUAUUAAGAAAAUAUAAACAAAACAAUUGUUGUCUACUCGAUGCUUUUAAAUGAGGAUAUUUACGCAGGCACGGAUGCUGAAUGGCGCAUUGUUGCGUGGGAAAUGUAGUCAUUAUAUGUUUGUAAAUAUGGGCGAAUUCAGAUCGGAAGUAUAUGGCAUUUUCCCUUCGAAGAUCAAACUCUUUGUGUAUACUUGUCGAAUAGAGCAACGAAAACAGCGUCAUUUUCUCUUUUAUCUGGUGCGACUGUCCCCGUCCCGAAGCGCAAAAACGCCCUUUGGAAUUCGCCGUUGACACUUCAAACAAACACUUCCUCACUAGUGUGUGUAUCGCAAACGCUUGGCUGAUUGUAAUGGGAGCGUUGUAAUCACACAGUGACAGCUUUCUUGAAGCUUUUGGUGUUUAUAUUUACUCUUUACCCUAAGAUUUUUGGCCAUAAAAACACAAAGAGAAUGAAAUCACAUGGACAUGGGUCAGGGCCUGACAUGGAGUUCACAAGUGGCUUAAGUGAAGUGUAUAGACCCAUCAAGACAUUUCGCCUUCGAGAUAUUUAUGAUCCUAAACCACCUCAACAAAGGAGUCCGGUGGCAAUACGGCCACCCAGCCCCAAACCAGGUCCCCCUCAGGAGCCCACAGCCCAGCGCAGACUGUCAUGCGAGCCAGAACCAAAGCCCAUCAUGAGGAGACGGGCAAAAUCUCUCUCAUCCACAACAGAUAAACGAGCAUGCAAAAACAUGCAGGUCCGCUUUGUGGAUUCUCUCGGGCUGGAACUGGAAGAUGUGAAGUUCUUCAAAGCUAGCGAGGACCCAAUGGUGCCAGUCCAUGUGAUCACCAGACUGCUGGCAAGCUCAGAGCUCGCCUCCAGAAAAAAUCUUGAGCUCUCCCUACCCUACUUCCAGCCGUUCUUUCCUGACAACAUGGGUGCCGACCCGAAUUUCAUCGAGCGAUUGUGUCGUCAGCGAGUAUGCCUGGAUCAGGUGUUUUGCUCUGAAGUUGGAAUCAUCGGAACUGUUCAGGUACUGAACAUUGAGUAUGAGAAAGAGGUUUUGGUACGCUAUUCGUUCACAGGCUGGAAAAGCUGUGCAGAUAGUAAAGCGUCUUGGAUCACCACCGUGAAUAGAGAUGGGUCCGAUCCAGAGUCAGAUGUGUUUCGUUUUCACCUGCCUGUACCGCCUUUCAUCCUGCAACCAGGUGCCAUGUUACAGUUUGCCAUCUGUUUCCGGAUCAGAGGAUCCGAAUACUGGGACAACAACGAUGGAUGUGAUUAUAAACUGACCUGCCAGACGUACAAACUGGUUGUCCCCAGAGAGUGUGAAGAUAGCAUGGUGCAUUUCACUUGAGCUGUCACCAGAGAUGUCAUGUGAUACGGUCCUACUAUACACACAGAGCUCUUGAGAUACAUGCAUGAAAAAAUUAAGGUGCUUCUUAUAAUCAGCAGCAGGAUCUGUUAUAGACCCAAGCUUUUGGAUAAGCAUAUCAAUAUUUGGCACAAAGAAAAGUUGCCAUAUAAAAAGCGUCUGACUUCUGUAAGUAGCUUGUAAUAUCCGAUUAGUUCAGUAUUGUUAUCACAGGAGGAAACUUUUACUUUAAAGUGUCUGUUUUAAAAAGAGUUCAUGAGCAUUUACUCAGCAUGCUUUCAAAUAAUGUAUACAUUUUAUUUUUAAAGAAAUUGACCCAUACACUCUCAGAAAAAGGUACAAAAGUUGUCUCUAGGACGUAUGGUUGCCAACCUUUUCAAAUACUCUGAAAUACGGGACAAAAGAUGGCCUGCUGCAGAAGUGCGGCUAUGGAUUCCAAUGUGUACAAUUUUGGUAACCAGUAUGUACUCUAAAGGCAGUGGUUCUCAAAUGGGGGUACGCGUACCCCUAGGGGUACUUUGGGGUACUGCUGGGGGUACGUGAGAGAAAGGGAAAAAUGACAUUUAGGAAUAAAUCAAUAAAAUCAGUAAAUCAUGAUGAUAGUAUUUUUAUAUGACAUUAGGACUACACAAAGAUGCAUUAAAAAAUCAUAAAUUUAAAGCACAUUGUACAAAAUGCAUGUGCGAGUUCAACCUGUUGAUCUUGUCUGGCGCAUGCGCUAAGAUUUCAGUUCAGCAGCUAUAGCAACAGAGAUACAUGGAGUCUGCUCCUGUUAUCAUUUCAUACUUCAAGUUUACUUUAUUUUGUGGUGUUGCUGUGAGUAUAUAUAUAUAUUCAAGUAAGUGACAUCUGUCAGUGUUCUAAAUGUUUGAGUUUUAUUUGGUUAAAUGUACCUCAUUAAAGCUUCCAUAAUAACCUUGGGAAAGCAACUGUAAUCCACACAAAAUUGAUAAUUCAAAGGUUUAUUUUCAAUCCAAUAUGAAUGUCAAUCUAUUUAAAUAAACACAAACUAAUUUUUUAUACUGCCAUAUUCAACUUGUAGCUUGCAGUUUAUACUUCGCUAUAUUGUUACUGCUGCUUACUCCUGUAAGUUUAAACCUUUUGUUAAUAUAUGUUCAGUACUAAGAUUAUUAACAGUAUUUAUUGAGGCCUGAAUCCAGAAUCAGGAGCAGAGUCUGCGUGAAAUAAUUUAAGUUAGGAGAGGUGGCUUCUUAAAAAAAUGCUAAAAAGAAAAACAAACCAGAGCCUUAAAAAUACUAAAGCUAAAUGUUGUUGUCUAGUACUCGGGGUACUCGGCUUGAAAAAAAUCAUAAAAAGGGGUACUUCAGCCAAAAAAGUUUGAGAACCACUGCUCUAAGGUACCAAUGAAUACGUUUUGAAAAGUUAUAUACCGCCCCAGUGACAGCUUUUAUGCCUUUUUUCUGAGAGUGUGCCCAGGGUCACAAUUUUUUGUUUGUUUGUUUAUUUGUUUGUUUGUUUUUUGCAACAUAAACAAAAGGGAAUGUUAUUUGAGUGAUUGUAAAUUAGGGCCGAGCCCAGACUCAAAUCAGUACAAAUCAGGCAACAAGAUUAGUGGCUACGUUUGAAAUAACAAUAAAAACCUCUACAAUUUA